This is a messenger RNA of Sordaria macrospora k-hell, 2301 nucleotides long. NCBI's taxonomy places the organism in Eukaryota, Fungi, Ascomycota, Sordariomycetes, Sordariales, Sordariaceae. The record is from RefSeq and is a predicted model, not a curated record.
AUGAAGCCCUUUUCCCAAGACAUGUCGGAUCAGGGCCGCCUGGCUCACAUCACUCAUGCGGAGAUGUCGGAGCCCACUCAUCUUAUACAGUCCCAUCAAACGACGGCCUCCGCCAAGUCCUUGUCUCGUCGUGUCUCUGCGGAGAGCAUCAGGACCGAAUUUUGCGAGGGGCCCGUCGACAACCCAUAUAGCCCAACCACUCCUGAGAGGAAGCUCACUGGUGCCUUGAUCUAUGAUCGAGCCGAGCUCAUUCAUCGCUUGAAGAUGAAAGAAAGCCCGAUCUGGGUGCCUGGUUGCCAUUCCCGGCUUUAUGAAGACGAAGUACAGCCAUCCCAACAGAUACCCCAAACAUCGAGCUUAAACGGAGCAUGCUUGCUGCCCCCGCCUGCGAUUGCCCAUGAGAAACGAGAUGGCAAACAGGGUCUAUCGGAUGUAAACGCUGCAGGACAGCUCGAGUCGGGACUUGGUAUCGAACGCCCACGCUCUGCCCUUCACAGCGGAGAUUUUACACCAGACGAUCAAAAUGCCGAUGCUCGAGAGAGACGAGACGCUACCCAUUUACGGGAAUCCCAUGAUUUCAGGCAUUUCGAAGACUCAUGGACCUCCAGAGAUCCUACGUCGUUGCCCUUUUCACGGCAAGCAAUGGGUUAUAGAAAAGAGGCAUUUGGUUCACCCUCUUCCUCGCUUUCUUCAUCUCUCUCCACAAGUUUUGCUUAUAAGCACCCCACCAGUCCUCUGGUGCAUACAGAAAGCCGGGAGGAUAUUGAGUUGGAGACAUCUUCGGACGGGAUCAGCUCCGUAUCCCCAAAUAUGCGAAGACAUACAAUAAACUGGGCUCAUGGCUCUUCUCUCGGUCAUGGAGGAAUGCUAAGGCAUACGCCACCACACAGAGAGCGUGCGCUUCCCUACCAAGCACAUCAACCUCGUCGUUCGUUAGCGUCACUAUCAGGCCUCUCGAUACCAAGUUCUUCUCCUCAAACGCUUUCCAUAUUUCGGUCAAGGCGUCUGUCUCACAGCUCCGAAGGCUCCCCCCUACAGCAUGCAUCAAUGGUCGGAUCUUAUGAAGAGAGUAUUCUCAGGGGGCGAAUGUCGACGACGCCUUCCAAGCCCUUGGAGUUCAUGGCGCAAAUUGGGGUCCUAGGCCUUGGAAAGUGCAAACCGAACUUGCGUUGCCCAUCUCAUGUCACUCUGCCAUUUUCAGCUGUGUUCUAUCGUUAUUCUAGCACUGUUCAUGGCAGGAAUAAAGGGGAGGAUGGACCGAGCCCCUAUGUGGGCCAAAUCGACCUGGAGAACGGAUUGCCAAAUCCAGAGGAGUUGCAGCGGUCCAAACGGAAGCAACAAUCAAGGUUCGCCGGACGAACGUCGCCAGAUGAUGACCGAUUAACUCACAAUAUUGGGGGCGAGGUUUCAGGGGGCGAUAGCCAGAGACUCGAAAAGAAUAAGAAAACCUCCCGGUCUCCGAAAGCGCCUCCUGGAGGCUCUUAUCGCAUUCCAGAGAAGGGACAACUCCAGAUUAUUAUCAAAAAUCAGAACAAAACAGCCGUCAAACUCUUCCUGGUUCCAUAUGAUCUGACAGGCAUGGAAGCGGGCACGAAAACGUUCAUCCGCCAGCGGAGCUACUCUGCUGGGCCCAUCAUUGACGGUAUUAAGAGUACGGUGCCGGACGGCCCUCCUAUUCUUCGAUACUUGAUCCAUCUUCACAUCUGCAGCCCGUCGAGUGGCCGUUUUUAUUUGUACAAGGACAUCAGAGUUGUAUUCGCCAACCGCGUCCCGGAUGGCACCGAAAAACUUCGCAAUGAAGUCACGUACCCAGAGCCGCGGUACAUGCCAUACAAAGCGUUGCGAACAUGUCACCUGUCGUCAACUCCAACAAAUAACUUCGUUGCUCCAAAACCAUCACAGAAUGCUCCGAGUUUGGCUGCCGGUAGUCAACAUGAGAAUCAAUCCCACAUGUGCCAGCCAAGUCAAGACAUGGGAUAUCUCAACACUUGUCUCCGUCUCCCCCGGCCAACAGCCAUAACAGCUGGCGGUGAUGCUAUGACCGGACUUGAACUGACGGGACCCCCAGCGCUGCUGGGUAGAUACGACAAGCUCAACAGGGGAGAUGUGGGAUAUGGCGGCAAUCCUUUUGGUCACGUUAAAAACGGGCGGCCUGGGUCGGCAGAGAGUCUUCUAUCAAAGCGGCUCCGGUCAUUGGGUGUACAGAGUCUUGUGGCAGAUGAUGCCGCGGAAGAUGGGGUCAACGGACCGGUCAGCACAUUAAAGGAACGAUUGGAGAACAGAAACCGAGAUGGUCCAUAA